AUGACUCCCAAUUUGAAGAAUCUCGAUCUCUCUUUCAAUUUGUUGACUUCUAUACCGCCAUUCAAGUUCGAGAGCCUGGAAAUAUUGCAACUUCAUAGCAAUGAAAUUACUAUUCUGGAGUUGGAGGAAUGGGCGACCCCCAAAUUGCGAUACCUCAAUCUUCAUAACAACUCCUUGAUAUCUGUACCCGCAUUCAAGAGCGACAGCUUGGAAUUGCUCGGUCUCCAAAGCAAUAAGAUCAAAAAAGUGGAAUUCGAUGGACAGAUGACUCCCAAUUUGAAGAAUGUCGAUCUCUCCGACAAUUUGUUGACAUCUGUUCCGGCAAUCAGGUGCGACAGCCUGGAAAGAUUCGGCCUUCAAGGUAAUCUAAUUACUAGCCUAGAGUUCGAGGAAUGGACAACCCCCAAAUUGCGAUACCUCAAUCUUCAUAACAACUCCUUGAUAUCUGUACCCGCAUUCAAGAGCGACAGCCUCGAAAUACUCUUACUACAAAGCAACAAGAUCAGUAAAGUGGAAUUCGAUGGACAGAUGACUCCCAAUUUGAAGAAUCUCGAUCUCUCCGACAAUUUGUUGACUUCUAUACCGCCACUCAAGUUCGAGAGCCUGGAAAUAUUGCAACUUCAAAGCAAUGAAAUUACUUUUCUGGAGUUGGAGGAAUGGGCGACCCCCAAAUUGCGAUACCUCUAUCUUCAUAACAACUCCUUGAUAUCUGUACCCGUAUUCAAGAGCGACAGCCUGGAAAUACUCUUACUCCAAAGCAACAAGAUCAGUAAAGUGGAAUUCGAUGGACAGAUGACUCCCAAUUUGAAGAAUCUCGAUCUCUCCUACAAUUUGUUGACUUCUAUACCGCCACUCAAGCUCGAGAGCCUGGAAAUAUUGCAACUUCAUAGCAAUGAAAUUACUAUUCUGGAGUUGGAGGAAUGGGCGACCCCCAAAUUGCGAUACCUCUAUCUUCAUAACAACUCCUUGAUAUCUGUACCCGCAUUCAAGAGCGACAGCUUGGAAUUGCUCGGUCUCCAAAGCAAUAAGAUCAAAAAAGUGGAAUUCGAUGGACAUAUGACUCCCAAUUUGAAGAAUGUCGAUCUCUCCGACAAUUUGUUGACAUCUGUUCCGGCAAUCAGGUGCGACAGCCUGGAAAGAUUCGGCCUUCAAGGUAACCUUAUUACUAGCCUGGAUUUAGAGGAAUGGACAACCCCCAAAUUGCGAUACCUCAAUCUUCAUAACAACUCCUUGAUAUCUGUACCCGCAUUCAAGAGCGACAGCCUCGAAAUACUCUUACUCCAAAGCAACAAGAUCAGUAAAGUGGAAUUCGAUGGACAGAUGACUCCCAAUUUGAAAAAUCUCGAUCUCUCCUACAAUUUGUUGACCUCUAUACCGGCAAUCAAGUGCGAUAGCCUGGAAAUAUUGCAACUUCAAGGUAAUAAAAUUACUAGCCUGGAGUUGGAGGAAUGGGCGACCCCCAAAUUGCGAUACCUCUAUCUUCAUAACAACUCCUUGAUAUCUGUACCCGCAUUCAAGAGCGACAGCCUGGAAAUACUCUUUCUUCACACAAAUAUGAUCACAAGUGUGGAGUUCGAUAGAUGGGCGACUCCCAGGUUGACACAACUCCAACUCGGCUUCAAUUUCAUGACAUUUUUACCCGAAUUCAAGAGCGACAGCCUCGAAAUUCUCUUUCUCCAAAGCAAUAAGAUCAGUAAAGUGGAAUUCGAUGGACAGAUGACUCCCAGUUUGAAGAAUCUCGAUCUCUCCUACAAUUUGUUGACCUCUAUACCGGCAAUCAAGUGCGAUAGCCUGGAAAUAUUGCAACUUCAAAGCAAUGAAAUUACUAGCCUGGAUUUCGAGGAAUGGACAACCCCCAAAUUGCGAUACCUCAAUCUACAUAACAACUCCUUGAUAUCUGUACCCGCAUUCAAGAGCGACAGCCUCGAAAUACUCUUACUCCAAAGCAACAAGAUCAGUAAAGUGGAAUUCGAUGGACAUAUGACUCCCAAUUUAAAGAAUCUCGAUCUCUCCUACAAUUUGUUGACUUCUAUACCGGCACUCAAGUUCGAGAGCCUGGAAAUAUUGCAACUUCAAAGCAAUGAAAUUACUAGUCUGGAGUUCGAGGAAUGGGCGACCCCCCUAUUGAGACACCUUUUUCUACACAACAAUUCGUUGAUCUCUGUUCCUGUCUUCAAGAGCGAUAGCCUGGAAAUAUUAUAUCUUCACACCAACGAGAUUACGAGUGUGGAGUUCGAUGGAUGGGCAACUCCAAAUUUGAGGGAAUUCGACAUUGGUGUCAAUCCCUCAUUAAAGUUUCCAACUGCAAUAGUCAUUGGCAUGAAGAAACUGGAAAAGUUUCUAUGCCAAAGAGGAACCCUUGGUCCCACCCUUCCAAGCGGUCUCCUGGAAUUCCAAAGCAACGCCUUGAAAUUGGUAGACCUCCGCAACAACAGAAUAUCCAGACUGCAGCCAGGAGCCAUUGCAGGUCUCGUACCUGAUACGACGGUUCAUCUCAACGAAAACGAAAUCAUUGUGUUGUCCGAAGAGACCUUCCGCCCGAUGUUGAACAUCCUCUCUAUGGGAGAUGGAGUCCUUGAUCUGAGCGACAAUCCCAUCCUGUGCGAUUGUGAAAUUUCAUGGCUAGUGCUCAACGAGAAAUUCCUAAGGAGCGUUUCUGGGAAGUGCCACAAUGGAACAGAAUUCAAUGAAUUGAAUUUGAGUUCUUUAAAUGCUUGUCCUCGUGAAUGUCCUUACCAGUGCAUCAACAGUUUAUGGCUAUCUCUCUGUACGCCGGGGACUGUAACUCAUUCAAAUGUGGACAACUGUCGAUCUGGAGAACUGUGCUGCCAGCCAUACAUCCCGAAAACUACUACAAUGGCAUCUUCGUCAAUACCAGGUUUCUUCUUUGUAUGCGGCAGAAAGAAUUAUCAAGUGACAUUGUCCAAAGGAGGAAAGCCAUCACAGAUAGGAGAAUGGCCAUGGCAGGCAGCCAUUUAUGACGUCAAAAAACAGGAUGUCGUUUGUGGAGGGGCACUCAUUCAAGAGCAAUGGGUGCUCACAGCGGCCCAUUGUGUCACUAUUCAGGGUACCGAUAGACCUCGGACCAAGAAAGAUCUAUUUGUUUACCUUGGGAAACAACAUCGAGCUAAUGUUGAAGACGAUGAAUACGUGCAGAUUAGACAGGUGUCUCACAUAUUCCACCAUAAGGAUUACAGCAUACAAAACUAUGACUCAGAUAUUGCUCUACUGAAAUUAACAACGCCUUCCGUGCUGACUGAGCGAGUGCAGUUGAUAUGUCUCCCGACCAAAUUUGAUGUUUCUGACGAAAAUCUCCAGGAUGGAAUGCACGGAUGGGUUGCCGGUUGGGGUUAUGACGGUUCGGAUCUUCUUACGGCUGUUCUGACAGAUGUUCAGCUCCCGGUUAUAUCCAAUCGCUUGUGUCGUCGGGACACCACAUAUUUCACAGGGGACUUCAGCACCACUCGUACCCUCACCUCUAAUAUGUUCUGCGCUGGUCAUUCCAGAAGCACUUCUCCUGAAGAUUACCGAACGGUGUGUCCUGGGGACUCGGGAAGUCCUAUGGUCUUUCUUUCCAAUGCCUCACAUGACAGUUAUUGGACGGUGGAAGGAAUCGUGAGUCACUUUUUCCAGAAAGAGACUUGUUCUCUGAGGCGCCCUGGACAGUAUGGAGUUUUCACUAAAGUUAAUAGGUUCACCCGAUGGAUCGACGAGGUUUUUGAUAACUUAUGAUGAAGGAACCUGACAGAACUGACAGAAAUGCAUGUAGAUUUGCUUAUUAAAAAACUAUAUCAGUUUGCAAUUUCUUGUGCCACUUGAAUGUAAUAAAGAUGUCUUUUCAAGUGUUUUCAAAGAA
Messenger RNA from Darwinula stevensoni, 3856 nucleotides. NCBI's taxonomy places the organism in Eukaryota, Metazoa, Arthropoda, Ostracoda, Podocopida, Darwinulidae. The record is from the annotation of a GenBank genome assembly.